Messenger RNA from Lutra lutra (Eurasian river otter), 3376 nucleotides. RefSeq names its product transcription factor binding to IGHM enhancer 3 (gene TFE3). Gene Ontology annotation, molecular function: protein dimerization activity; DNA-binding transcription factor activity, RNA polymerase II-specific; RNA polymerase II cis-regulatory region sequence-specific DNA binding. The record is from RefSeq and is a predicted model, not a curated record. The transcript has 10 exons. Gene Ontology annotation, biological process: positive regulation of DNA-templated transcription; regulation of osteoclast differentiation; regulation of transcription by RNA polymerase II. NCBI's taxonomy places the organism in Eukaryota, Metazoa, Chordata, Mammalia, Carnivora, Mustelidae. Gene Ontology annotation, cellular component: nucleus. The coding region runs from base 251 to 1969 and encodes 572 amino acids.
AGGGGGAAGAGGACGAGGGGGAGGAGGGCGGUCGUCCGGGGUUAGGUUGAGGGGGGGGUGUUGGUCCGUUCAGGGCGGGGGAUGACUCACGGCCCAUCCCAUCGUCCCGACGCCGCCCGCCCGCGCAGAGCUCGCUCCAUGGCUUAGCGGAGGAGGCGGCGGCGAACGGGGGGAGGGGGACUCUUAUUUUGUUAGGGGGACCGGGCCGGGGCCCGACCGGCCUGGCAGGGCUCGCCCGGGGCCGGGCGUCAUGUCUCAUGCGGCCGAGCCAGCUCGGGACGGCGUAGAGGCCAGCGCGGAAGGCCCUCGAGCCGUGUUCGUGCUGUUGGAGGAGCGCAGGCCAGCCGACUCGGCCCAGCUGCUCAGCCUCAACUCUUUGCUUCCGGAAUCUGGGAUUGUUGCUGACAUCGAAUUAGAAAGCGUCCUUGAUCCGGACAGCUUCUACGAGCUGAAAAGCCAGCCCCUACCCCUACGUUCAAGCCUCCCAAUAUCACUGCAAGCCACCCCAGCUCCACUCUCUGCAUCGUCUUCUGCAGGGGGCUCCAGGACCCCUGCCAUGUCGUCCUCUUCUUCAUCGCGGGUCUUGCUGCGGCAGCAGCUCAUGCGGGCCCAGGCCCAGGAGCAGGAGAGGCGUGAGCGACGGGAACAGGCUGCAGCCUCUUCCUUCCCCAGCCCUGCCCCUGCCUCUCCUGCCAUCUCAGUUGUGGGCGUCUCUGCAGGGGGCCACACACUGGGCCGUCCUCCCCCUGCUCAGGUGCCCAGGGAGGUGCUCAAGGUGCAGACCCACCUAGAGAACCCGACGCGCUACCACCUCCAGCAGGCACGCCGGCAGCAGGUGAAACAGUACCUGUCCACCACACUCGGCCCCAAGCUGGCUUCCCAGGCCCUCACGCCACCACCAGGAGCUGCUGGUGCCCAGCCGCUCCCAGCGCCCGAGGCUGCCCAUGCUGCUGGCCCCACAGGCAGCGCCCCCAAUAGUCCCAUGGCGCUCCUCACCAUUGGGUCCAGCUCAGAGAAGGAGAUUGACGAUGUCAUUGAUGAGAUCAUCAGCCUGGAAUCCAGUUACAAUGAUGAGAUGCUCAGCUAUCUGCCCGGAGGCACCGCAGGGCUGCAGCUUCCCAGCACGCUGCCUGUGUCAGGGAAUCUGCUUGAUGUGUACAGUAGUCAGGGCGUGGCCACGCCAGCCAUCACUGUCAGCAACUCCUGCCCAGCUGAGCUGCCCAACAUCAAACGGGAGAUCUCUGAGACUGAGGCCAAGGCCCUUUUGAAGGAACGACAGAAGAAAGACAAUCACAACCUAAUCGAGCGUCGCCGGCGAUUCAACAUUAACGACAGGAUCAAGGAGCUGGGUACCCUCAUCCCAAAGUCCAGUGACCCGGAGAUGCGCUGGAACAAGGGCACCAUCCUGAAAGCCUCUGUGGAUUACAUCCGCAAGUUGCAGAAGGAGCAGCAACGCUCAAAAGACCUGGAGAGCCGGCAGCGUUCGCUGGAACAGACCAACCGCAGUCUGCAGCUCCGAAUUCAGGAGCUAGAAUUGCAGGCACAGAUCCACGGUCUGCCGGUACCUCCCACCCCGGGGCUGCUCUCCCUGGCCACAACUUCAGCCUCUGACAGCCUCAAGCCAGAGCAGCUGGACAUUGAGGAGGAGGGCAGGCCAGGCACAGCAGCAUUUCACGCAGCGGGGGGAUCUGCCCAGAGUGGUCCCCAUCAGCAGCCCCCAGCGCCACCCUCGGAUGCCCUUCUGGACCUGCACUUUCCCAGCGACCACCUGGGGGAUCUGGGGGACCCGUUCCACCUGGGGCUGGAGGACAUUCUGAUGGAGGAGGAGGAGGAAGGGGUGGCGGGGGGACUGUCGGGCGCCCUGUCCCCACUGCGGGCUGCCUCUGACCCCCUGCUCUCGUCGGUCUCCCCCGCUGUCUCCAAGGCCAGCAGUCGCCGCAGCAGCUUCAGCAUGGAGGAGGAGUCCUGAUCAGGCCUCACCCCUCCCCUGGGACAUCCCCACCCAGGAAAGGAGGAUGCCUCAGGAUGAGGCCCCACCUUUUCCCCCCCACCCUCCCGUGAGACUGCCCUGCCCAGGUGUUGGGGGGAAGAGCAGACGUGAUGAGGUCCCACCCCUGCAACCAGGCAAGGAGGAGGAGUCAGAUGAGGCCCCGCCCCCUUCCCACCAGACCAGCCGGUGAGGCGUUUCAGCCAUGGAGAAGGCGGUAACCUCGGGCCGUUCCCCUGGAGAUUGCAGUCUCGCCCCCGCCCCGUGGGACGUGCCCUUGCCCAGGUGAGGGAAGGAGGCAGGAUGAGCUAGGCCCCCCUUUGAUUAGGGACUUUCCUAGCCAGGUCCCCUGGGGUAAGGAGGUAGCAAGAUACUGGCCCACCCCCUCUCUUGGAACCACUAGUCUAGUCCAUCCUGGCAAGGAAGAGGAGUCAAAAUAAUAGAGGUCUCACCCUGGGGGUUUAAGCCCUGCCCUUUCCCCUCAGCCCCGCCCUGUCCAGCCAAGGAACAGACGUGAAGAGAGCCCUUCACCUGGGAGCGCAGUCCUGGCCUUCUGGCCUUGCGGGAGCCAGGCCCCGCCCCUUCCCUAUAGGCACAGCGGAGCGCAGGUAUUUCAGGCAUGGAGGAGUCCGUGAGAUCAGGCCAUGUGGAGAUCACAGACCUUGUCCCUUAGCAACAUCCCAUCAGAGCAUUCCAUGCUGCAGGGGGGCGGGGGGAGUGGUACUUUAGCUCCCCAGCCUUAACCUGGGACCAAUGGGACCUAACCCAGGAGGGCUCUGAGCCGACCUUGCCCUUGGAGAAGAGGGCCGAUCUUGAAAUCUUGUGGGGCGACAUUCCAGACCUCGAUCAGGAGAACUAGACCCUCACUCUUGGGUAGAAUCCCGCCUCCUACUUUGAAGGGCAGUUUAGGGAGGUGAUAGGAAUUAGGGGGUACUGAGUCCAGGUUCCCAGAACCAGCACCCCAGCACUCUUGCAGUCUGUAGAGGAGCAGGAUGAAGGAAGGGGCCUUUCUGGGGAGUUCCCAAGCCUGGGGAAAAGUGGAAGCCUAUCCCACCAAAGCAGAGGCUUGGAGGGAGGGUUGCAAAAGCAUAUGUUUGCCUCUUUUGUUUUAUCUGAUUUUUUUUACUGACCCUCCCCCUCCAUUUCUCAGAAGCUAGGUCACCUCCAAUCUCUGGCCUCCAUCCACCCCGUUCUCCAUUUGGGAGGACUCCUCCCCAUUUCCGAGCUGUGAGACACUCCCUGCCCAUGCCCACCCUUCCUACCACAUACACCCAAGGUUGUCAGCUUCAGAUCCUUGGGGUCAAGCCCCAAGGAGGGUGUACUAAGGGGUCUGUAGGUUUAUGAUUAAAAUAAUAAAUGCUAGGCGUGUUUGAUGCGCUUUUAACUUUG